AUGUCAGAGAUCUCGACGGCUCCUCCUACACCCACAUUUACGCCGGCCCUGGAGCCGCCGCCUGGCGUAAAAUCUAACCCCGACAAUCCGGCUUCCCUAGCCCGACUGGCCGACAUUACCAUAGGGAUAUGUAUCCCUUUCGUGACCAUAUUCUUCAUUCUGCGAUGCUAUGCCCGCAUCGUCAUUAAGCGCACGUGGAUCUUCGAGGACUUCAUAGUGACGAUCGCGUGGGCGGGUACCAUCGCCUACUGCGGCAUUAUGAGGACGACCAUGUCCCACCACGGCGGUCAGCACGGCUGGGAUAUCACGCCGGCCGAAUUCCACGAGGCUUCGUAUUGGUUCAACGUCGCGUCCAUCGAGUACGGCGUCAUGAUCGGCGUCACCAAGCUCGCGGUCCUCUGGCUGUACCGUCGCGUGUUCUCGCCCAUCCGGUGGAGCUUGUUCGACAUCGCUAUCGUCACGCUGAUCGUCCUGAUCAGCGGCUUCUACGGCAUCACCACCUUCGUCAAGAUCUUCGAGUGUAACCCGCGCGAGAGGAUCUGGGACAAGACGCUCCCCGGGACCUGCGUGCAGACGAACCUCAUCUUGAACAUUAGCGGAGGCUUCAACACCGUGACCGAUUUCCUCAUCCUGCUGCUUCCGAUCCACGCCGUCCGGCAGCUCCAGAUGGAUAAGUUCAAGCAGACGCUGGUCGUCUUGGCGUUUACCUUUGGUCUAUGCGCUCCGAUCUUCGCGGUAGUCGGGUUUGUCGUGCGGCUGAAGAACAGCGGCAACAAAGACACGUCCUGGCGACAGCCGGAGAUCCUCCUCUGGGGCGCGGCGGAGCUCGCCUCGGGGAACCUGUGCGUGUGCUUCCCGGAGCUCGCGUUCCUGUUCCGCAAGCGGAACCGCCUGCAGGCCAACACGCCGAAGCGCCCGACCGCGUCCCAGGUGCGGGGGUGGAACGAAUCGAAGGGCUCGUCGCACCCGCCCUCCGACCCGUACUUCACCAAGAGCCUGAUGGGCACGAUGUUCAGCACGAACGGAGACGGGCCGUAUAUCGAGCUGCAGGACCAGGGCCACGAUGUGAAUGUCACCCCGCUGAGAAAUGGAGCGCGCGGGGAGAAGCCGGAAGAAGGCGUUGUAAUAGUGAGAAACGAGGUUACGGUUGAGCGCCAAUAG
Daldinia caldariorum is the source of this 1161-nucleotide messenger RNA. RefSeq lists its product as uncharacterized. The transcript is spliced from 2 exons. NCBI's taxonomy places the organism in Eukaryota, Fungi, Ascomycota, Sordariomycetes, Xylariales, Hypoxylaceae. The record is from RefSeq and is a predicted model, not a curated record. Bases 1 to 1161 code for a protein of 386 amino acids.